Messenger RNA from Talaromyces proteolyticus, 189 nucleotides. RefSeq lists its product as uncharacterized. Gene Ontology annotation, molecular function: protein binding. The transcript has a single exon. Lineage: Eukaryota; Fungi; Ascomycota; Eurotiomycetes; Eurotiales; Trichocomaceae. The annotation marks the transcript as partial. The record is from RefSeq and is a predicted model, not a curated record.
UGGAAAGAGGCCGAAGAACUGUUUGUGCAAGUGAUAGAGACAAGAAAAAGGGUGCUAGGUGGGGAGCAUUCUUCCACACUGACCAGCAUGGCCAACCUGGCGUCGUGUCACGCACCGGGACCCACUCUAGUUGUCACUGGCUGUGUCGAGGAGCGAUACGAUGUAUUAAACCACACAGAGAUUCCUUAA